This is a messenger RNA of Arabidopsis arenosa, 697 nucleotides long. NCBI's taxonomy places the organism in Eukaryota, Viridiplantae, Streptophyta, Magnoliopsida, Brassicales, Brassicaceae. The record is from the annotation of a GenBank genome assembly.
CUCUCCGGUACCGGAAAUCUCGUAAAAGCUAUAAUGGCGAAGAGAGAGAUUAGUAGCACUCUGAGAAAUCUAAAGUUUAUGCAAAGGUCUGCUUUGAAAGUAGAGAAGAAGACGGUUGAUGAAGAAGAGCCUAAUGGGAGUUUUCCUUCCCAAGGCACUGUUGCAAAGAAGUGUGUGGUCAUAACAGACUGGGAUCCUCAGCCAGGAGCAUUGUUAGGACGCAUGUCAUUUCAGUCUUUCAAUCCCUCUAUCGAGAAAUUGAAUGAAGAGGCAAUAAACGGUGGAAAAACAGAUGCUUCUUCCUCAAGCUCUAGCAGUAAUGGAGGAAAAAAGUCUUUUAGUGAACCGGAGAGUUCAAAGGUUGAGCCAAGUAGGGAUACAAAUGGUGACUUGAAAAGAAAACAGUCUGAGGUAGUCUCCGAGGAACAAAACCGUCCUAACAAGUCCCCGAGGAGCAAUGACAACCCAUCACCGAGCAAUAAAAAAGCCAAUGCUUUCAAGAAACCCAAGAGCAAGAAGGUGGACUGGAGCGUUUUGAGGCCACCAAAACCUCAAACCAAAUAGGGUUUAAAUUAGCUAACUGCAGCAACCUAUUUGCCAUUAGUUCACAUCGGUUCAUAUGUUCUAGUAGAUCGUUCAUUGUGCUGUCUGUAUUCACGUGGUGUCGCAACCCGUUUGAUAAAUUAUAGCCAAAAGU